CAGUAAGAGUUGAAAGGUUACCAACGUCAGGCAAAGCUAGCAGCUGAAGAAGCUUGUCCUAAAUAGUGCAAAAAUGUCAGAUUCAGAAGAAGAAACGGAGAUUACUAUUCCAUGUGUGCUCAUCACAAGCUGUGACAGCAGCUUUAAAGAAGUGGAGCUGAUAAAACAGAUCAUUACUCCGGAUACUUUGCCAGAGCCGAUCAAGCAAGAAGAAUCAGUAGCCUGGUAUCCAUGGAUCAUCAACAACAAAUAUUAUACAGCGGAUGUCAGGCUAUGUGUUGUGCCAAGCCCCUUUCAAAUGUCAUCGGAGAUUGCACAGUCCAUGCAGGCUUUCAUCGCUUAUUUCGACAGUACAGUGAAGGAUGGUCUAGAAAAACUACAUACUUGGAUAUCAGUGGUGGAAGAUCUUACUCCAGAGGUGCUCAUCCUGGUGUGUGACAGAGUCUGUGAAACAGGGGUCACCAGACAUGAAGCGCAGCAGUGGUGUUUGGCUCAUGCCUUUGAGCUGGUGGAGCUCAAUCCUCAGGAGUUGCCAGAUGAGGACGAUGACUUUCCAGAAUCCACUGGAGUAAAGAGAAUUGUUCAGGCUCUCAAUGCCAAUGUGUGGUCCAGUGUGGAGAUGAAGGAUGGGCACAACCAGGGCUUUGGUCUGAUGAGUAGUUUGGUGGCUGCCAGACACAACAACCCACGCAGCUGUCAAGAACCACAGCAGUCUUCCAGCUUGCCAGUAGAGGGCUCAGUUGUUAGUGAAGAACCCAACCAGACAGAAAGUACUUCCAACACAGAAACGCAGGUGGAAACAGUAGUUGAUUCAAUGACUGAUUUGGACAUCCAGGAACUUGCCAAUCUAACAGCUGGAGAUGUAGAUAUGGAUAACUUUGAACGUCUCUUUUCCAAAUUAAAAGAGAUGAAAGACAAAGCUUCCUCAUUACCCCAUGAGCAGAGGAAGGUGCAUGCAGAGAAGGUAGCAAAAGCGUUUUGGACGGCCAUCGGUGGUGAUGAUGAUGAUGAUGAUGAUGAUGACAUAGACGGGUUAUCAUCGGGAGAGGAAAGCUAAAAGCAGCAUCCUGUGUCUCUUUUCUCCUGGUCCCCCUCCUUUCAUGGGGCUCCAACAAGAUCCGGCACCCUUUGACUUGCUUCUUGUACCAGGAAGGUGGAUAUGCUUACAGACUAUACAGAAGGCAUUGUCAUGUUUAGAAACGUGUGAUUCUUAAAAAGAAAUGAUUGCAAUACUGGUGUGUAAUGAAAAGCAGUUGAAUAUUUUGAUAAGGGAAAGAAGUUAUCCAAGCCCUGGGUCCAUCGCUAUACUAUGCUAUAAGGUCAGAAUGGGCAUCAGCACAUGUUGGUGUCAGUGGGAAAAUUAUUUAAAAAAUAAUGAUGUGGUCUUUGAUUUGAUGUGUAUGUUCCUUGGGUACUGUUGUCACAUAUAUUUGCAAGUGACAUAAUGUGCCUUAUCCCUAGAGUUGUAAGACAUUUAAUGCACAUUCUGUUGAAUCAACAUAAACAUUUGAUUUUAAUUUUGUU
Messenger RNA from Notothenia coriiceps (black rockcod), 1524 nucleotides. RefSeq names its product alpha and gamma adaptin binding protein (gene aagab). Bases 74 to 1057 code for a protein of 327 amino acids. Lineage: Eukaryota; Metazoa; Chordata; Actinopteri; Perciformes; Nototheniidae. The transcript has 10 exons. The record is from RefSeq and is a predicted model, not a curated record.